UUAAACAGUUCUAGGAAUUGAAACGUCAAAUCCAAACUGCAUUUCACUACUGAGUCUGCUAGAAGCCUUAAAACCGCAUAACCGCUGACCGACAAGGCAGGAUUUUCCUGUGAGCAAGAAAGGAGCACUUUCUUCGCAAAAAUUUUCACCUAAACUAAUCGCGUUGUAUCCCUAACCACAACUGACUAGAAUCAGGUAGCGAGCGACUCGCACCCUCGGUAUUUUCGUCCUCAUAAUAAUCCAGGCCAAGCUUGAUGAGUAGAACUUGUCAUGGACAAUAAGAAAAAUUCGUCACGAUCUGAUCUCACUUCUUGAUUAAAAGAGUCCUGUCUUAAAAAGUCUCAUAUACUCCACAAAAAAUGAAGUUAUUCUCCACAGAUAAACCAAAGAUUGUUGAUCUCCUGCGCCAAAGACAGUUGAAGGAAUCAAGCGCUUAUUUACUCUCGAGACAACUACAGGUAAACGAUGACUUUAUUGCUCGGUUGGGACUGGAAACAGAGCUUGAGGGUCACGGAGGCUGUGUCAACUGCCUGGAAUGGAAUGAAAGUGGACAAACCCUUGCUUCAGCAUCCGAUGACACACAUGUAAUACUUUGGGAUCCGUUUAGAUAUGUAAAGAAAUUAGUGCUAAGAACGGGACACAGUGGAAACAUAUUUUCCGUGAAGUUCAUGCCGAGGUCUAACGACAGCAUUCUCGUGACCGGGGCUGGAGAUUGUUGUGUGCGAGUUCACGACGUAACAGUCUCUAAAACGGUUCUAACAUGCGGCUGCCACACUGGGCGCGUCAAGAGAAUCGCAACGGCACCGGGUGUUCCGUUUAUGUUUUGGACCGCAGGAGAAGACGGACUGAUAAUGCAGUACGAUACGAGAGUCCCGCAUACUGGCGUAUCCCCAGGGAGAAAAAGCAUUCUCAUAAACCUUGUCAAUCACAUGGGCCGAUAUGCCGAAGCAAAAUGUAUCGCAAUAAACUCCCGGAGACCGGAACUCAUCGCUGUCGGAGCCAACGAUGCGUACGUCAGAAUGUACGACAGUAGAAUGAUCAAACCGUCCACUCGACAGACCUCGACUCCCCCCAACGCUGAAUCUCCCGAAGGAAUCGACGUCCGCGCCAGACUCCAGCGGGCCGGAAAAGGCGAUCCAGAGGACAAUGUGCCUCUCGGAUGUGCGUGGUAUUUCGUUGCCGGUCACCUGAGGACGCGGCACCGCGACCCAAAGAGAAACAGAAGUCUGGCUGCCACCUACUUGACUUUCAGCGCUGACGGUAAUGACCUUCUGGUAAACAUGGGUGGAGAACAGAUUUACCUUUUCGACGUCAACAAGGGAAUCAGAUCCAGAUUUCACACGGUCAACGGAACGCACGAUCAGCGAUCGUCAGACCAUUACCAGGAAGAGGUCAGCGGGAUGGACACCUAUUUCAGGGACAACGAUACGCCAGAUUUACCCCCGCAGGUCGAGGGUAUCAAACAAGAAGCGAACGCGGCUUUUCAGAAACAAAAAUGGUCCACCGCAAUCAGCCUUUACAACAAAGCAAUAGCUCGUUCACCCCGGUCCGCUGUACUUUGCGGAAACAGAGCGGCAGCUUUGAUGAAACGUGCCUGGGACGGAGACGUAUACGCGGCUCUUCGAGACUGCCGAACGACGAUCCUUCUCGAUCCGGAACACGUGAAGGCGCACUUCAGAUUAGCGAGGUGUCUCUACGACCUGAACCGCGCUGCCGAAGCGCACAAAGUUAUUGUGAAUUUUCAGAAGCAAUUUCCCGACUUCGCGACAAACUCCGCGUGUCGUGCUCUCUACAAGGACAUCAAAGGAGCCUUGAGUCUCGAAAACAGCGACGACAUGGAGGCCGAAGAGGUCGAGGAAGAGGAAAAGGACGAGGACGAAGUACCCCGGGUACAAACACCACCUCAAAGUACGUCGUCCCACGAAAAAUACUGGCAAAAACACAGCACGGAUUACGAUCUCAGAUUUUGCGGCCACUGCAACACGACAACCGACAUAAAAGAGGCAAACUUUUUCGGAAGCGAUGGACAAUACAUCGUCGCCGGAUCGGACGACGGUUCCUUCUUCAUUUGGGACCGCGAGACCACGAAUAUUCUUCGAAUCCUCCGCGGUGACGACAGUAUAGUCAACUGUCUGCAGCCUCACCCCUCAUCGUGUCUUUUGGCGACCAGUGGAAUCGACCCCGUUAUUCGCCUCUGGAGUCCGCGGCCGGAGGACGGAAGCAGGAACGCAAGGGAUAUAGAAAACCUCGAGGACGCGGCAUCGGCGAAUCAAGCGCGAAUGAACAGCAACGCUUUCGAAUUGAUGCUGAUGAAUAUGGGCUACAGAUUUCCCGGACAGCAUCACCAUUCAGGCGACGACAGCGAAGAACAAGAGCGUCCCUCGAGUCCGACGCAGAAUACGCAGCCUCUGAAUUGUCGUCAGAGCUAAACGAGGACGCCGUUUGCCGAACGGCGAUUCGAAAGCGAAUUCGAAUGAAAGGAAAAAGAAAAGUAAUAUGUGGCUGGGGGAAAAGGUUGUUGUACAAUUUUGUUUCAAUUAAUAAUAAUACACAGAUUAUAGAAUUUUAUCACGAUUAUAUUAUAUAUUCGAGCUAUCGUAAAAA
This is a messenger RNA of Athalia rosae (coleseed sawfly), 2604 nucleotides long. RefSeq names its product WD and tetratricopeptide repeats protein 1 (gene adp). The coding region runs from base 360 to 2429 and encodes 689 amino acids. Gene Ontology annotation, biological process: negative regulation of fatty acid biosynthetic process. The record is from RefSeq and is a predicted model, not a curated record. Lineage: Eukaryota; Metazoa; Arthropoda; Insecta; Hymenoptera; Athaliidae. Gene Ontology annotation, cellular component: cytoplasm; Cul4-RING E3 ubiquitin ligase complex. Gene Ontology annotation, molecular function: protein binding. The transcript has 13 exons.